Molecule: messenger RNA, 1214 nt
Organism: Cucumis melo (muskmelon)
Lineage: Eukaryota; Viridiplantae; Streptophyta; Magnoliopsida; Cucurbitales; Cucurbitaceae
Product: ribosomal protein S7, mitochondrial-like
Biological process (GO): ribosomal small subunit assembly; translation
Cellular component (GO): mitochondrial small ribosomal subunit; ribosome
Molecular function (GO): structural constituent of ribosome; mRNA binding; rRNA binding
Source: RefSeq, a predicted model, not a curated record
GGCCACCUAUCUGUGGCACUCUGAAAAUCAAUGGAAUAGACUGGGGGAGCUAUUCCGAUCAAUCGAUCGAGAGGAGCGAAGCAGCUUUACCGUGUUUACGAGAAAGAAAUUCAACUACCACGGACCGGAACAUAAUCAGACUGAGACUUGAAUUCGAUCUUCAUUCUCCCACUACGCGGUCUUCUCGUAUGAGAUCUUUCGGAUCGGUCCUGAUGCCGGGACGGAGCCGUAUGAGAGGAGAGUGUAUACUCUUUCACUCCGGAGCGAGACCAAAGUUCAAGAAGUUGAGUGGUCCCCUCUCUCUCUCUGAAAAGAAAAUAGAGGGGAGUUGGCUGAUAAAGAUGGACAGUGACGAUUGCGUAAUAUCAAUUUCUCGGCCUCGUCAUCGAAAGCGGCUGAACAUUUCUCUCCAAUUCUAAGCUAUAUGGGGGGCUUGGAUGGUGAGCAAAAAGAAUUGAUCAAGAAGUUGGUAAACUUUCGCAUGAAAGAAGGUAAAAGAACGAGAGUUCGUGCUAUUGUUUAUCAAACUUUGAAUCGCCCAGCUCAAACUGAAGGCGAUGGAAUCAAACUGAUGGUUGAGGCCGUAGAGAAUAUAAAGCCCAUAUGCGAAGUCGAAAAAGUAGGAGUAGCAGGUACUAUUUAUGAUGUCCCUGGGAUUGUAGCCAGGGAUCGUCAACAAACCUUAGCUAUUCGUUGGAUCCUUGAAGCAGCUUUCAAACGACGUAUAAGCUACAGGAUAAGCUUAGAGAAAUGUUCAUUUGCUGAGAUACUGGAUGCUUACCGAAAGAGGGGAAUUGCACGUAAGAAAAGAGAGAAUCUUCAUAGACUGGCUUCCACCAAUCGAAGUUUCGCGCAUUUCAGAUGGUGGUAAAGUAGAGACCACAUAAUAGAUAAUAGAAUAUUUAUUCCUCAUUCAGUCAGAUUAUGAAGUCAGAUAUGCUUUGACCCAGCCUCCGCCUUCUGAUAUUUGGAGUCUGAAUAUAGAAAGCCAGCCUUCCUCAUACUCCUCCCUUCAUUCAUUAUUCAUUGAGUUGAGAGGAUAGGCUUGAUGAAGGAGGCCCGCCCCUUAUGCAUUGCAUGAAAGAACCGAACUUUGUAUGACUUCUCUUUUGCCUCAGGAAAAAUGAAUACGAAAGGGAGAUCAAUCAAAAAAGAGGCCAUGAAUUCAGAAGUAGUGGGCCUUUCACCCUCUCUUUCUGACUCGGGGAGCUGAU